GGUCACCAGGCAUCAGGUCAUUUGGCUCGACAGGCAGUGGGCACCGCGUCAUCUGGCAAGGCAGUGGGCACCAAGUCACCAGGCACGACAGUGGGCUCUGAGUCAAUUGGCAUGACAGCGGGCACCGGGUCAUCAGGUACCGGAUCGUCUGGCUCGACAGCAGGCACCGGGUCAUCUGGCGCUGGAUCGUCUGGCUCGACAGCGGGCAUCGGAUCACCAGGCAUGACCGCGGGCACUGGGUCAUCAGGCAUUGGAUUGUCUGGCUCGACAGCGGGCAUCGGGGCACCAGGUAUGACAGCGGGCACUGGGUCACCAGGCAUCAGGUCAUUUGGCUCGCCAGCGGGCACCGCGUCACCUGGCAAGGCAGUGGGCACCGAGUCACCAGGCACGACAGCGGGCUCUGAGUCAAUUGGCACGACAACGGGCACCGGGUCAUCAGGCAUGACAGCGGGCACUGGGUCAUCAGGCAUUGGAUCGUCUGGCUUGACAGCGGGCAUCGGGUCACCAGGUAUGACAGCGGGCACCGGGUCAUCAGGUACCGGAUCGCCUGGAUCAACAGCGGGCAUCGAGUCAACUGGC
This is a messenger RNA of Staurois parvus, 579 nucleotides long. The record is from the annotation of a GenBank genome assembly. Lineage: Eukaryota; Metazoa; Chordata; Amphibia; Anura; Ranidae.